Molecule: messenger RNA, 567 nt
Organism: Dermacentor andersoni
Lineage: Eukaryota; Metazoa; Arthropoda; Arachnida; Ixodida; Ixodidae
Source: RefSeq, a predicted model, not a curated record
GCCAGAUGUCCCUAAACGCAAUAAAGAACAACUACAGAUACGACAAGGCCAACAAGGCUGGCAUCUCGUACGACAAGGGAGAGCUACGCACCCUGACGCUGGAAACUGAGCAAAGCCUUCGAGAAAAGCUCUGCGACUUGAAGACGAGUCAAUUAAGGAUGGAGUUCAGCAUCGCAGUGUACGACAUCGAUUUCGACGCCACUGGACCGGCUUGUCCCGCCCUGACCAUCAGCGGUCCAUACCGACGCUUGCAGAUGGUCCACAAGCUACGAAAUUUUUUCAGGGACCGCUUCCGGAAAUCUACACACGCCAGUGAAUGCAAAAGCAUAAAACUCUGACUGAGACGUGAUAGGCCGGAACAAAUGCGUCAUAAAGCUCCGCCCAUUGCAUAUGGAGAGACGCACGUGAGAUAUAAUACGUUUUCAUGCGCCUUAUAUAGCUUCAUUCGCCAUUGCCAGUGUCCAAGCUUUAAAUGUUACAAGCAGUACAUUUGACUUAAGACUCUUCAUUUCUGGAUAGAUUAUUGUUAUCAUUGCUAUUUUAUAAAUUUCUCCUUUCUUCUCCUUC